Messenger RNA from Triticum dicoccoides, 3224 nucleotides. RefSeq names its product probable LRR receptor-like serine/threonine-protein kinase At1g05700. Gene Ontology annotation, molecular function: protein binding; ATP binding; protein kinase activity. Gene Ontology annotation, biological process: protein phosphorylation. The transcript is spliced from 13 exons. Bases 54 to 2765 code for a protein of 903 amino acids. Lineage: Eukaryota; Viridiplantae; Streptophyta; Magnoliopsida; Poales; Poaceae. The record is from RefSeq and is a predicted model, not a curated record.
CUCUCUCUCUCUCUCUCUCAGAUAGAAGGCUCGUUUGCUCACAAGAGUGAAGCAUGAAUCUAUGUGUAGCAGUUCUCCUAUUCUACAUGUUCCAGUUGAUUCAUGGACAGCCUGAUUAUCUGGGUUUCAUAAGCAUCGAUUGUGGCAUCCCAGUGAAUUCUACCUACCAAGAUUCCAUUACAAAUAUGGUAUAUGUAUCGGACUAUGGUUUCAUCACCACGGGAGAAAACCGCAUCAUCUCCUCAGAUUACAUGGAGCCAUCACUGGCAAAACGCUAUUCCAAUCUCCGGUUCUUUCCGCAUGGUCCAAGGAAUUGCUACACCCUGAGGUCCCUGGUGAUGGGAAACAAGUACCUUGUUCGUGCCGCCUUCUACUAUGGAAACUAUGAUGGCCUGGGCAAACCUCCUGUCUUUGAUCUUUACCUGGGGGCAAACUACUGGCAUGAAGUUAACUACAGUGAUGCAGGAGCAUUCAACUGGAUGGACAUCAUACUUGUGGCUCCUACUGAUUACUUGCAAGUUUGUUUGGUGAACAAAGGUAUGGGCAAUCCAUUUAUUUCUGGGCUGGAUUUGAGGCCACUGAAUACCACCCUCUACCCAGAGGUCAAUGCAAGUCAAUCGCUCGUGCUGGUUAAUUCUAAUCGGUUCCACAUGGGGCCCACAGACAAUUCAAUAAUCAGGUACCCUUCGGAUCCCCAAGACCGCAUCUGGACGACAUAUAAUGCAAUUCCGAACUGUACUAAGAUAUCUGCAACUUCUCCAAUCCACAAUAACCUCAGGGCUGUCUACGAUGUGCCACCUUCUGUUAUGCAAAAUGCAGCGACUGUUAAUAGCUCAAGAAUUGAUUUCUCAUGGAAUCCAUCUGAUCCAUCGGCGAACAUAAGCUCCAAAUACUUCUUUAUUUUCUACUUUGCUGAGCUGCAGCAUGUACCGAGCAAUGUGGUGCGGCAGUUUGAUAUCAUUGUCAAUAACAAGACAUGGAACAGGCGACCUUACACCCCAACGUUCCUAUUCACCAAUUACUUUUCCGGUGUUGUGCAGGGGAUGGAAAGUUAUAGUGUCUCACUUGUUGCUACAAAAAAUGCAACACUUCCACCUAUCCUCAAUGCCAUGGAGAUGUACUUGGUGAAACCGAUAACUGCGGUUGCAACUGAUCCUGGAGACGCUAGAGCUAUGAUGGCAAUCCAAGACAAUUUUGGUGUGGUAAAAAACUGGAUGGGUGAUCCAUGUACUCCGAAAGCUUUUAUAUGGAGAGGAUUAAACUGCUCAUAUCCACCGGCAAGCCCCUCUGAAAUAAUGGGACUAAACUUGUCUUCCUUUGGGUUAGUUGGUGCCAUCUCUACUAAUUUUAGAGAUCUCAAAGCACUCCAGUAUCUGGAUUUGUCACACAACAACUUAUCUGGUCCCAUUCCAAAUUUUCUUGGGAAACUAUCAUCACUAAUGUUUCUGGAUUUGUCCAGCAAUGAUCUGAGCGGACCAAUUCCUUACAGCCUUUUACAAAGGUCCCAAAAUGGAUCCCUAUCACUAAGGGUCGGUGGCAAUGCAAAUCUUUGUGGCAAUGAUACUUCCUGCAGACCAGUUCGAAAGAAGAUCAAUGGGUCACUUCUCUCUGCAAUAGUCAUUGUGCCAAUAGUUACUGCCAUCGCACUAUUUGUUAUAUUAUUUUUGCUGCGCCAAAUGCUCAAAGGAAAAGCUAAGCGAAAGGCUACUGGUCAUGAAGAUGGAUCAGCAUUACUUGGGAGCCGAGAGUUCUCUUACAAAGAACUGAAGCAUAUUACAAACAACUUUAGCCAACAGGUAGGAAAGGGUGGGUUUGGACCUGUCUUCCUUGGUUACUUGGAGAAUGGAAACCCAGUUGCAGUGAAAGUGCGUUCUGAGUCAUCUUCCCAAGGGGGCAAAGAGUUUCUGGCUGAGGCUCAGCACUUGACGAGGAUUCAUCACAAGAACUUAGUUUCUUUGAUUGGCUACUGCAAGGACAAAAAUCAUUUGGCUCUUGUUUACGAGUACAUGCCUGAAGGGAGCCUGCAGGAUCAUCUGAGAGCCACUUCUACUAGUAAACCACUCACUUGGAAGCAGCGUCUUCAGAUCGCCCUUGAUGCUGCACAAGGUCUUGAGUAUCUGCACAUCGCUUGUAAGCCAGCAUUGAUUCACAGAGAUGUGAAGAGCAGGAACAUCCUCCUGACCACAGAUCUUGGGGCAAAGAUAGCUGAUUUUGGCCUGACCAAGGCUUUCAGCGACUCCGAAACACAUAUAACUACUGAGCCAGCUGGUACCAUUGGGUAUUUAGAUCCUGAGUACUUCCGCAGUUAUCACAUCAGCGAGAAGAGCGACCUGUACAGCUUCGGGGUCGUCCUCCUGGAGCUCAUCACAGGCCAUGCCCCGGUAAUACCGAUUAGUGACAGCAUGAGCAUCCACAUCGGCGAGUGGGUGCAUGAGAGCCUCGACCAUGGAAACAUCGAGAGCAUUGUGGAUGCAAAGAUGGGAGGGGACUAUGACAUCAACUCUGCCUGGAAAACUGCUGACUUGGCGCUGCAUUGCAAGCAAGAUGUCUCCCGGGAGCGGCCGACUAUGGCGGAGGUCGUGGCCCAGCUUAAGGAGUGCUUGGAGCUCGAGAAUCGUUGCAGUGAGAGGAGAGGAAACUUGUCCUCGAAUGAUGAUAAUUUGACCUGUCCCGGAGAGGGAAGUGCACUUGAGGUAGAAGAAGAAGAAACACAACAGCAACAAGGUGGAGAGAUACAAGCGGCUGCUGGCCCUGCAAUGAGAUGAUAGUUUUGAUGAUCUUAUACAUAAAUGCUGGAGGUUGGAGCCAUCUUCUUUACCUUUCGGAUAAACCUUCAUCUUGCCUUUCUUUGUGAAGUUCUCAAAUUUCUGGCAAUGACUAGAUGGAGUCUGCCUGUUCUAGUCUAGAUAAAAAAAUUGUGAUGAAAGAAGCUCGAGUGGAUCACCGGAGAAUUCACAUUCGGGUUUGGACGGCGUGCAAGUGAUACGUUUCUCAGUGUUUAGAGUGGACUUUUUUGUUGGCAUGUUCGUCUUAGUUUGUCCAUGUUUUUGAUGUUUCUCUCUUGGCAAUAUUAAACUUUGAUCUCUUUAUAAUAAACAAUGUUUUAGUGCUGGCUAUAUGCAUCUUAGGAUCCAGAGGCUGGGGGCAAAUAAAGCUUCCAUCAUCUAAAAAACCAAUCAUGUAUUUGAUGGUUGCUUACCCAAAGGUGACACUUCUUUCUGAUA